CGGAGUUUGAUUUUUAAUAUACGUAGAUACCUAGGUAACUAAUAAAUGACCCUACAUGAUUAAUCAUAUUUUAUUUAUUGUUACGAUACCUUCGCAUUGAGGACUUGCCAGAGAUAUAUCCAUUCGUCCCGUGGAAAGUCAUAAACAUCGAAUGUGCGGUCAAUGCUAAGCAUCCGGCGGCUAGGAGCUGGGUCUGGGUAACAUGAAAUGUCGAACUCUUCUUCGGAGCCUCACGAAGAGCACCAAGCUAGAAAGCGAGGUGAGAAACUUCAAUCGGAGCUAUCAUGGAACAUUUCGGUAAAAACAACUGCAUUGUCAUGCGGAGAUAGGCGUUCCCAUUGACAGCAAAAGCCUGAGUGAAUAAGACAAGGGGACAAAGGAAGCCAACAACCAUCAAAGAAAGUCCAACGCACAACCACAUUGUUAUGCAACAUGGGUGUACGUGGUAUAACACGACCAACCAUCUGCCAAAAAUGUGUCAGUGUUCGUCGACUUCCCGCAUCUCGCAUUCUGUAUAAGAAGGCGGCUACCCCACUAACCAAUGAGAAAGAUACGUCCGUCAUCUCCAUAACGUUCGUCGAUUUCGUGCCUUUAGAAAUCCACCCAUUAGCGCCGAUACCAUGUGCUCUUUCCGCGCAGAUGGACUAUGAAGCGGGUCUGCGGCAAUCGCCGUGUAAUGAACCGUCUACACACCCGAGACUGAACGUUAAAGUGCCGCACUUAUGUUCAUAUUGCCAUGACCGAAAGUCGAAACUCGACCGGCAGUUCGACAUUGUGAAAUCGAAGAUGAGCGAUCUGCGCACACAAAUCGAGGGAAUAUAUGGCAGAUGCGCCAAACACCUCGACGAGGCAGGAGUAGAGACAUCGGAUGUAUCACCAGCGGUCACAUUUGUUUCGACGAGGAAGGUAGUGAUUCCCAAGGCUGAAGGCAAAUUAAAUAGUAUCGCUACCGUAGAGUCGGUGGAUGAACCUGAUCCUGUUAAGGCGUUCUUAGCGAAGAAGAGACAAGAAGACGAUGCGCAUUUGAUGAUGAUCUCAGACUUCAGGUAA
Hypoxylon trugodes is the source of this 1050-nucleotide messenger RNA. RefSeq lists its product as uncharacterized. Bases 433 to 1050 code for a protein of 205 amino acids. Lineage: Eukaryota; Fungi; Ascomycota; Sordariomycetes; Xylariales; Hypoxylaceae. The record is from RefSeq and is a predicted model, not a curated record. The transcript has 2 exons.